This is a messenger RNA of Procambarus clarkii (red swamp crayfish), 1059 nucleotides long. RefSeq lists its product as uncharacterized. The record is from RefSeq and is a predicted model, not a curated record. NCBI's taxonomy places the organism in Eukaryota, Metazoa, Arthropoda, Malacostraca, Decapoda, Cambaridae.
GUGAAGCCGGGUCCUCUUCAGUGACUUCGGCAGGAGUCUUUGGUGAGCACACAAAGCGGGUGAGGAGCAGUCAUGGGAAUAGCGGUGGCUGUUGUAGCGUGCCUAUUGGCGGCGGUGCUUGCACAGGAGCAGCACCCUGUGGUGGAGAGGGAGCCAAUAUCACCUGUGGUGCUGAGGGAUCUGCCCCGCCCCUGGAUACUGGGAGAUCCGUCUCGUCCUUCUCUAGUAGUGAAGGGGGAGGUACCCCGUCCAUGGAUCCUGGGGGAUCUAUCUCGUCAUUCUCCCAUAGUGAAGGAGGAGAUGACCCGCCCUUGGGUCCUAGGGGACUUUUCUCGUCGUCCUCUAGUGCUGAAGGAGGAGAUACCUCGCCCUUGGAUCAUGGGAGACCUGUCCCGCUCUCAUAUAACGGAGAAGGUGGAGGAAAAUGACGUAAAUCGACCCUGGGUGCUGCGGGAGAUGUCUCGACACUACCACCCAUACCGUUACUACCCUUUCUACCCCUACCAAUAUAAACAGCUCCGCACCAAGCCCGAGGACGGCAAGGGGGUGGCGCUGCACCCCGGGGGCUCCACCUCUUACGUCUUCCCGCAAGUGCAUGGCGUAGGCAAACGAUCUGCUAAACCCACAGCCCAGGCAGCGGCAAACCCAGACUUUGCUUAUGGCUACCACACAGGCGACUACUUUCCCUACCGUCACUAUGGCUUAUAUAACUUCCCCUACCAAAACUACGUUUACCACCGUCAACUCAAUAAGCGAUCUGUCGGGCCACAGUACAGCUACAGCUACCCUAGCAAGCGCCCCCAGGAUGGCAACGUUGGCUACAACUUCAGAUGGUGACUUGGCUCAGGAGUGACGGGGAAGCUAUCAUCUACCCCGUCAGCCGUUUGCGUCACCGUUCCCAUCAACCGUCUACGUCCCCGUCUCCGUCAGCCGUCUGCUUUACCACCUCGCCGCACCGGAGUCUGAUAGGCCAACACUGCUCACAUUGGUUUUUCAGAUUCCAAACAUUUAUUCAAUACAGGACAAAGUAUACAAUAAAAAUACAUCAGUGUAAGAGUC